AUGAAUCCUUCUGUUUACCAUCUCCAACUACAUCUGAAAGACCAACAAUUUGUCUCUUUCAAAACAACGGCAGAUCUAAACACAAUCUUGAACAACCCUGCAAUUAGAAGAACAAUGUUAACAGAAUUCUUCUCAAUGAAUACGACAAACAGAAAAGCAAUUGAACUCCAGUUAUUAUACAAAGACUUUCCCCAAUACUUUGUUUGGUCUACAAGGGAUAAAAUGUGGACCCAAAGAAAACAAGGCAACGUCAUUGGCCGUAUUGUUACCUGUCAUCCAACAGAAGGAGAAAAAUACUACCUUCGACUAUUAUUGAUGAACAUAAAAGGCCCAAAAUCAUACGAAGACCUACGGACUGUUAACGGAACAUGUUAUAUCACAUUUAGAGCCGCUGCAGAAAAAAAUGGACUGAUGGCUUGUGACAACAACUUAGUUGAGUGUCUGUCUGAGGCAGCUACUUAUCAAAUGCCACAGAGCCUUAGACGUUUAUUUGCAACACUAUUAGUGUAUUGUAAUCCUGCUAAUCCAAAAGAAUUAUGGCAAACAUUUGAAUAUCCUAUGUCUGAAGAUUUUCUGCUUAUACCAAAUAUACAAACAGACCACAUUCGGUUUUUGGUUUUAGAUGACAUCAAUAAUAUUUUACAUUCAUUGGGUCAUAAUAUAAAUGAAUUUACACUCAUAUCAAAUAAUAAUUUCUCCUUCUCCACAUCUUCUACCAUAAUGCAACAACCCACAGACAUCCAUUUGGAACGAAAUAUAAUAGUCACUACCGCAGAUUUGUUGCUUCAUACAAAAUUAAAUAAAGAACAGCAAAAUGCUUAUAAUGUUAUCCUCAGUCGAAUCUUUUUAAAUAAGCCAGGAGCUUUCUUCGUUGAUGGACCUGGAGGAACUGGAAAAACCUACCUAUACCGUGCCUUAUUAGCUACUGUACGAUCUAAAGGAUUUAUAGCUUUAGCNUAUCAUCUCAUUCCUUAA
Messenger RNA from Solanum stenotomum, 975 nucleotides. RefSeq lists its product as uncharacterized. The coding region runs from base 1 to 975 and encodes 324 amino acids. Lineage: Eukaryota; Viridiplantae; Streptophyta; Magnoliopsida; Solanales; Solanaceae. The transcript has a single exon. The record is from RefSeq and is a predicted model, not a curated record. Gene Ontology annotation, molecular function: DNA helicase activity. Gene Ontology annotation, biological process: DNA repair; telomere maintenance.